Messenger RNA from Dipodomys spectabilis (banner-tailed kangaroo rat), 2439 nucleotides. It is a transcript of the gene Lrrc14, whose product is annotated as leucine rich repeat containing 14. NCBI's taxonomy places the organism in Eukaryota, Metazoa, Chordata, Mammalia, Rodentia, Heteromyidae. Gene Ontology annotation, molecular function: kinase binding. The record is from RefSeq and is a predicted model, not a curated record. Gene Ontology annotation, cellular component: cytoplasm.
CUAGCACUGAGCCACCUUCCCAGCCUCUUAUUCUACUUUUGAGGAAGGAUUUCUGAAGCAUAUUUGUGAUUUUGGAGGCCUGGAGAUUCAAUUUGGAUUCCAUAGAGCAUCAAAGCCAUUUGUCUGAGUCACACAUAGGCUGGCAUAUUAUUGAUGUACUGUCGUGUACUGCUUGCUUUCUCUAGCAACACGUUUCCUAAGCGUGGCUUUGUCUCCUGUAAAACUGCCCAGCCAAAGUUGUUAGGACUUUAACAUGUGUUUUUUUUUGUUUGGUUUUUGGUUCCAAGGACUGAACAGGUCUCAUGGUUGGUAGGCAAACAGCUCUGCCAUUCGAGCUAUGCUCCUUUGUGUCACUAUCUUCUAUUCAUUGCCAACUCCAGGCACUGUGUGGGCUUCCCCACCGCUGAUAUAUGGAGAGGGUAUGGCCUGACGGAGGCCUAGGGUUUGUCUUCUGAACUGAAGGUUCCUUUCCUGCAGGUGACGGCCCGCCCUGCGCAGCGCCAUGCACACACUUGUAUUCCUGUGUACACAGCAGGUGCUUCAGUGUCAGCCAGCUGCCUACCAGGCUCUGCCCCUGCUUCCCAGAGCUUUUCCCCUGUUGUUUAAGGUGGCCUUCAUGGACAAGAGGACAAUUGUGCUGCGUGAGCUGGUGCACACAUGGCCCUUCCCACUACUUAGCUUCCAGCAGCUGCUGCAGGAGUGUACCCACUGUAGCCGUGCCCUGCUGCAGGAACAGCCUAGCACAGAGAGCAUACAGGCUGUGAUCCUGGGGCUGACUGCCCGUCUCCACACUCCAGAAACUGGGGCUGGCACACAACCCCUCUGCAGGAAGCAUGUCUUGCGGGUUCUGGAUAUGACUGGCCUCCUGGAUGAUGGUAUGGAACAAGACACUGGUACUAUGAGCGUGUGGGACUGCACAGCAGCCGUGGCCCGCACAUGUAUCGCCCUGCACCAGGGUGGGCCUUCCAAGCCAGGGCUAGUUCCUGUCCCUGUGCAGGUUCGUGUGGACCUUCGUGUGAACUGGGCCUCCUACACAUUUCUGCGUGAGGCCCUGCAGAGCAGUGUGAGAAGCGCGCUGCGGCUCUGCUGCCGGGACCUCCAGGCUGAGGACCUGCCCAUGCGCAACACUGUAGCCCUGCCGCUUCUGGAUGCAGGCUGCCUGCGCCAUGUAGACAUGCGCUUCAGCAAUCUGGGCCUGCGUGGCCUGUCUGUCAUCAUCCCACAUGUGGCCCACUUCCAGCAACUGGCUAGCCUUAGAUUGCAUUAUGUACAUGUUGACUCAAGACAGCCCUCUGUGGAUGGCGAAGACAACUUCCGCUAUUUCCUGGCUCAGAUGGGCCGCUUUGCCUCUUUGCGGGAGCUCAGCAUUGGCUCCUCUCUCCUUUCAGGCAGACUGGACCAGUUGCUCAGUACCCUACAGAACCCCUUGGAAAACCUGGAGCUGGCCUUCUGUGCUUUGCUGCCUGAAGACUUGCACUUCCUAGCACAGAGUUCCCAUGCUACCCACCUGAAGAAGCUGGACCUCAGUGGCAAUGACCUGUCAGGCAGCCAGCUGGUGCCCUUUCAGGGUUUGUUGCAGGCAGCAGCAGCCACCUUGCUGCAUCUUGAGCUGACUGAAUGCCAGUUUGCUGGUGCCCAGCUGCUGGCCACGUUGCCCACCUUGACGUGCUGUGCUAAUCUCCACUAUCGUCUCUGUGGAAACCCACUAUCCAUGGCAGGCCUCAAGGAUCUGCUGCGGGACUCAGUAGUGCAGGCUGAGCUGUGUACUGUGGUGUACCCCUUCCAUGUGGACUGCUAUGAUGGCCUGCCUUGGCCACCACCUGCAUCUGUCCUGCUCUAGGCCUCCAUCAAUGAGGAGAAGUUUGCCCGUGUUGAGGCCGAAUUGCAGCAGCUACUGCUGGCCUCAGGCCGUGCGCAUGUACUCUGGACCACAGACAUCUAUGGGUACCUGGCUGCCGAUUAUUUCAGCCUGUGAUCUCCAAGUUCUGGGUGAGACAGGCUAAGAGCCUUUGUUUGCUAGGAUUCUGUGGGAGGCCUGAUUCAAAGGCACUUGUCUUCGGUUUCCUUCAGGGUCCGCUUUACUUUACGGUCAGAACGUUAAGCCUGCUCUCCUUGCAGUGCCCUGCACCCGCUUCUUAGCUGGUCGACUGUUCCUACUGGCUGGAAUUUAGGCCUGCGCUCCCCUAUGUAUGGCUGCAUUUGGCUGUGCUCGGGCGUCCUGUGCCUCUCUGCAGAUAUGUGGGAUCCCAGCUGCGAGUGGACAGGAAGUGGUCUCUGGGCACUUUUAAAGAACUCGGGUUGGUGCUGGGAUAGCCCUAAGCCUGCCUGAAGUCUGGGGCCUUGCACUGUGUUCCUUGCGCUGGCAACCCAAGCCAUCCUAUUGCUGGCUUUGGGGCUAGAAGGUCAAGGUACAAAUGUUCAGCGCGUUUGGAACUUCAA